GAUUCCAAUCUUUUAUUUAACAACUUCAUAUUCCGCCCACUCCCACCUUUUUCUCCAUCAAUCCAUCGUCUUUAUUCCAGACGCCUUUUACCAUCAACAAUAAUUCAAUCCACUUUUUAAUUCCUACUUCAUCAUGACUGGACGCGGAAAGGGCGGAAAGGGUCUCGGAAAGGGUGGCGCUAAGCGUCAUCGUAAGAUUUUGAGAGACAACAUCCAAGGUAUCACCAAGCCAGCUAUCAGACGUCUUGCGCGUCGUGGUGGUGUCAAGCGUAUUUCUGCCAUGAUCUACGAAGAAACCCGUGGUGUUUUGAAGACCUUCCUCGAGGGUGUCAUUCGUGAUGCCGUCACCUAUACCGAACACGCCAAGCGUAAGACCGUCACCUCCCUCGAUGUCGUCUACGCUUUGAAGAGACAAGGCCGUACCCUCUACGGUUUCGGUGGUUAAACAUCUCUUCACCUCUACCAUCUUUGUCAUGACAUCAUCUCAUACUCUUUCACAUACGCGUCGACACAUUACAUUUUCGAUUAUGGUUCUCGGUGGAGUUUGGAUGGGCUUAUGUUACUUUUGAUAGUCUUUUUUAGACGGUCUAGCAUGCUGUUUACGGCAGGGUUUCGCUCUCCUGAUUCUUUUUGGGAAUCAUUUAUUUCGACUCUCGAUUACGUUUUCUCCGUCUCAUUCUGGUCUCGACGCGACGAUACAUUCCUCGAAUUAAAAACUUUUUGAUAGUCUAUACCUCUGCUUUUGCUUGGGUGUGUGAGACAGUCUAGCAUCCUGUUUACGGGAGGAGUUUUCCUGGAACGUUUAUUGUUUUGUAGCGACAACUUUGAUACCCCGCAGAUUGAGAUUUGUGAAGGAAGGAUCUCAUGAUUAUGGCAUGCACGCACACACACAUCACCUCUUUUUGUCUUUUUUGAGCAAACCUGUUUAGCUUGUUUAGCUGGUUGGCGUUCUAUGGUUUAUUUCACCCUGGUACUGGACGGGUUGUCUAGAGGGUUGAGGGAUGGAAUGGAUUGGGGAUGCAUGGAUGUAUGUGGAAUCACGAUCGAGCAGUUGUGUUGAGACGCAUACAUAGCUUACGAGUGAAAUUAUAUGGUCGUGGACCUGAUUGA
Messenger RNA from Botrytis cinerea B05.10, 1110 nucleotides. RefSeq lists its product as hypothetical. Gene Ontology annotation, cellular component: nucleosome. The record is from RefSeq and is a predicted model, not a curated record. NCBI's taxonomy places the organism in Eukaryota, Fungi, Ascomycota, Leotiomycetes, Helotiales, Sclerotiniaceae. Gene Ontology annotation, biological process: nucleosome assembly. Gene Ontology annotation, molecular function: DNA binding; structural constituent of chromatin; protein heterodimerization activity. The transcript is spliced from 3 exons. The coding region runs from base 134 to 445 and encodes 103 amino acids.